Molecule: messenger RNA, 2476 nt
Organism: Cryptotermes secundus
Lineage: Eukaryota; Metazoa; Arthropoda; Insecta; Blattodea; Kalotermitidae
Product: serine/threonine-protein kinase MRCK beta
Exons: 14
Biological process (GO): actomyosin structure organization; peptidyl-threonine phosphorylation
Cellular component (GO): cytoskeleton; cytoplasm
Molecular function (GO): protein serine/threonine kinase activity; ATP binding
Source: RefSeq, a predicted model, not a curated record
UGUGGCAGCCAUAUUUUAAUGUGUGGCCAGGGGGUCAGGGGGAAUGUUUUGUUGAGAUAAAGUAGCUUGAGCAACAAUACGAUUAUUUGAUCGAUUUCGAACGAAAAAAAUGAGCCUGGUUUUUGUUAGUUUUCUGCAUUUUUUGAGCCUUUGGCCUUUUACCACACACAAUUUUACAAGUGGUAUUGAUCGGCCAUAUGCAGUGUUGUAAUGCCCUCCAAUGUCUGAAACAGCAGCAAAAUCAGCAGCACAGCAGGACUCUGGGCUGGUCAUUUCACAAGAUCUGACAGGAGAACAGCGAUUGCGCCAGCUAGAAGCCCUGUUCCUGGGUGGACCUAUCCAGGGACAUGGACAGAGCUUCAGUGUUGAAACUCUCCUGGAUGUCCUGCUCGUGCUCUAUGAGGAGUGCUGCAACUCUUCGCUGCGAAGAGAAAAGACAGUAUCCGACUUCAUCGAAUUUGUGAAACCUGUUGCAACGACUUUAAAAAACUUACGUCUCACACGUGAUGACUUUGAGAUAGUGAAGGUGAUUGGACGAGGAGCAUUUGGGGAGGUGUGUGUAGUGAAAAUGAAAGGUUCGGACAAAGUGUUUGCAAUGAAGAUUCUUAACAAGUGGGAAAUGCUGAAACGAGCUGAGACAGCAUGCUUUCAGGAAGAGCGUGAUGUCUUAGUAUAUGGCGAUCGUCGUUGGAUCACCAAUCUUCAUUAUGCCUUUCAGGAUGACAACAAUUUGUAUUUGGUGAUGGACUACUACUGUGGAGGCGAUCUUCUGACACUGCUUAGUAAAUUCGAGGACCGUCUGCCUGAAGAUAUGGCUCGCUUUUACAUUGCUGAGAUGGUCCUUGCAAUUGGUUCAAUUCAUGACUUACACUACGUUCAUCGAGAUAUAAAGCCUGAUAAUGUGCUCUUAGAUGCUAAUGGACAUAUUCGUUUAGCAGAUUUCGGUUCUUGCCUGAAGUUGUUUGAAGAUGGCACUGUGCAAAGUAACGUUGCUGUCGGUACUCCAGAUUAUAUUUCACCAGAAAUUCUGCGGGCAAUGGAAGACGGUCAAGGAAGGUAUGGGCCAGAAUGUGACUGGUGGUCAUUAGGUGUAUGUAUGUAUGAAAUGUUGUAUGGAGAAACACCGUUCUAUGCAGAGUCUCUCGUGGAAACAUACGGAAAGAUCAUGAAUCAUAAGAAUUGUUUUGAUUUCCCAAGUGACCCAGGAUAUGAAGUAUCUCAGGAAGCCAAAGAUCUUAUGAAAAGUCUUAUUUGCAGUUCAGAGUAUCGAUUAGGACAACAUGGUAUUGAAGACUUCAAGAAUCAUGCAUGGUUUGCCAAUUUGGAUUGGGAUGGUAUCCGAGACAGUGUAGCUCCUUACAAACCAGAAGUUAGCAGUCCAACGGAUACAUCCAAUUUUGAUGUUGACGACACUGAUAUUCGAACAUCAGAUGCUGUACCUCCAACCGCAAAUUCUGCCUUCACUGCACUUCACCUUCCAUUUGUGGGCUUCACUUUUACGCAAGGGAGCUGCAUGUCUGAUUUGGGUUCCAUACCUCUUGAUCAAAUGUCUUCCAGCAAGUUUGAAGAGGAGAGGUUACAGCAGCUCGAAGACGAGAAUCAGCGCCUUCUUAAGAACCUUACAGAGUUGAAACGUUUACUGCAGAACCAAGGGGGAUUGUCAGGUGUCGGUGAGGAUGGAAGAAGAAUAUCUCCCACAUCCGAGAGUGGAAAUGGUAUGAGGAGAUUGCAGGAUGAAAUUAACACACUAACCAAAAAGAACUGUGAGUUGGAAAGUCAGUUGAAACAGCAGCAGCCUUCAGAUCUGAAGAGGGAAAUAACAACAGUAGAUGGAGAAGGUUCUCAAAGAGUGAGAGAAAUGGAAAAAAUGAUUAGGUUGCUGAAACAAGAAAAAGAAGAGGCACAAAAGGAUAAAGUGGACGCCCAAGAAAAGCUGAAGUUGCAGGAUAAGGAAUUGAAAGAUGCCUUAGGUCAAAGAAAAUUAGCAAUGGCUGAAUACACUGAAGUAACGGACAGGUUAUCUGAAUUGCGUCAGCAGAAGCAGAAGUUGUCACGACAAGUACGAGACAAAGAAGAAGAGUUGGAAGUUGCAAUGCAGAAGAUUGAUAGUCUUCGUCAUGACAUCCGAAAGGCAGAGAAACUUCGUCGUGAAUUAGAGGCACGGGUGGAGGAGGCAAUGGCUGAAACUGGCAAGGAACGGAAACUCCGUGAACGGAGCGAGGAAUACUGCAAGCAAAUGGAAGAAGAGACAGAGAAACUGAGGCAGAGAAACCUUGUGGCAGGAGCUGACACAUCUGCUGCAAAUCAGUCGCACGCCUCGCAGGAGAUAGUGAGGUUAAAAGGAGAGGUGGAGAAAAUUGAGGUGCAGUACAAUGAAAGCCUGGCCCAGCAGCAGAGUCGCUACAAUUUGGAGCUGGCAAGCCUGAGGGACCAGUUGCAGGAAGCAGAGAGCAGGAGGGAUGCCCUUGAAAGGGAG